Molecule: messenger RNA, 246 nt
Organism: Spirometra erinaceieuropaei
Lineage: Eukaryota; Metazoa; Platyhelminthes; Cestoda; Diphyllobothriidea; Diphyllobothriidae
Source: the annotation of a GenBank genome assembly
AUGUUCUCUGCCAUGCCGAUGGACGCCUACCGUGACGAACGCCCUGGGAUCCUCAUCACCUACAGGACGGACGGCCAACUCCUUAACAGCCGACGGAUGCACUUCCAGUCGCGCUUAUCCACAAACACCGUCCAAGAACUUCUCUUCGCCGACGACUGCAUCCUCAACGUUACCUCGGAAAGGGAGAUGCAAAAAGGAUAUAUCUCUUCGCAGCCACCGCCGCCGUCUGCGACAACUUCUGCCUGA